UGCCAUAUCGUCUUGGACGAUCUGAGAAUAAGGAACUUGUGUGGUGCAUAGCCGUGUAAUACAUAUGGAGCACUGUGUGUAAGCAUAUAGAUGUACUAUACGUUUAUUUUACUGUAGGCCUACUUUAUCAUUUCAGCGACUGCAGUAAUGGCGUCGGAUUUGAAAAUGGAUGAAAAGAAUUACAACAAUAGUAUAAAGACUAAUAAGAAUGAACUAUUGGAUAGUAUACCAGAUUCUGAUGGAUCGCAAUCGUGUGGAUUCGGAAGUUGUACUCCUAACACUCUUCAGAAGUUUGCUACGCCCAGGUGGCUUCUUUGUGUAAUUUGCAUAUUCGUGUUUAUUCAAAAUAUUGUGACGAACGGGUUUGUGAACGUAGCCAUAACUACGUUAGAGCGCCGAUUUGACCUUUCAAGUUCUCAAGCUGCCUUGAUUUCCGGUUCUUAUGAUAUCGGUGCUGGGCUAGGAGUCGUCCCUGUCAGCUACUACUGUGCUAAUCGUCAUAAGGGAAAAUCAUUGACAGCAGGACUAAUUUUAUUUGGAUUUGGAUCGUUGAUAUUCUCUUCUCCGCAUUACUUCGCCCCGUCAUACAGCUAUGAUAAUGGUGUUAAUUCCAGUCAAACAUUCUGCUCCGUAUCUGACGAGAGCGAAGAUUCCUGUGCUGUCGGGGAUGAUGAGGGACAGAGUUUGUCGAAUUAUCUGUACGUUUUCAUAGUUGCUCAGCUCACAAUGGGCCUUGCGGUUACGCCACUCUACACCGUCGGAGUCGCGUACUUGGAUGAAAAUGUUAAACACAAGGUCAUUGGUGCUUAUAUAGGUAUCUUUUUGAUGGUAUCUAUCUUGGCUUCUGCAUUAGGAUUUGUGGCCGGAGGAAUAAUAUUGAACAAUGUUUACAUAAAUAUUAUCAAAAAUAGCAGCUCUACUCCGGCUUCAUCAUCGGCAGACUGGAUGGGUGCAUGGUGGCUAGGCUUUGUCAUCAGUGCCAUUUUCUGCUUCAUGUCUGCCAUUCCGAUGAGCUGUUUUCCAGCCCAUUUACCUGGCUACGAUGAGAUAAGUAAAGAAAAAUUAGAGGCGGCACGUUCGAAAGGAGAAUAUGACGAGGUUAUUUUGGUGUCCAGGACAGACUUUGGAAAGUGGAAUGACUUGCCUUCGGCGACAUGGAACUUACUCAAAAACGGCACUUAUCGAUACCUAACAUUGGGCGCAUGCUGCCAAUCCAUGGUGUUAUUAGGAAUUACAGUAUUUCUAGCCAAAUUCCUCGAAGUUAUGUUUUUGUUGAGUCCAGGAACGGCAGGGUCUGUGACAGGGUUAUUUGGAACAAUAUUCGGCGCACUAGCUACGAUUUUAUCAGGUUGGGCAAUCCGAAAAUGGAAAAUGGAUAUUCCUGAAAUGUUAAAGAUGAUUAUGAUAUCAGCAGUCAUUUUUGGGAUAGUAAUAUUUUCAUGUUUUCUUAACUGUCCAGAGCCUCCGUUAGUUGGUAUAUCCCAACCAUACGACUCUUCAUCCAGUAAAUCUGAAUUAAUAUCCCAGUGCAAUAAGGAUUGCCCGUGCAGCGAUGCGACCUAUAAUGCCGUAUGCGGUUCGGAUGGUCGAGUAUAUUUUGAUGCUUGCUUUGCCGGAUGUACAGAGUACCAUGAACAGUCUAAGACGUUUCAGAAUUGUUCAUGUAUAUUAGCACGUGAUGAUAAUGCAGAUCAACAAAGUUCGGCGACUGAUGGUGCAUGUGCAACUGAGACAUGCGCAAAUCUGUACUUAUAUCUGGCCUUGUUUAGUAUAGCCAGCGCAUGUAUAUUUAUCCCUGGCCCACCUGGUGACACCAUCACUCUCAGAUGUGUUCCACAUAGUCAAAGAUCGCUCGCACUUGCAGUACAAUGGCUAAUGUUACGCUGUCUUGGUACGAUACCAGGUCCCUUCCUGAUAGGAAGUUUAUUCGACGGUAGUUGCAUUCUCUGGAAUGAAAACUGUGAUGGUUCCCAGGGUAGGUGCCAUAAAUACGAUCGGUUGAAGCUCGGCGCACUCUUCGUCGGUGUAAGCGUUGGUUUAAAUAUAAUCGGCUUAGUGUUCUACUGCUUGUCAUACGUUUCACACAAGAGAAAAACACCGACAAAAUCUGAGGAGAAUUUAGACGUUUCAACAAUGACCGAAAACACAAUACUUUGAGAUGUCCUAACUUCAGUACAGAAAAUAAAUUCUUUCUCAAAAUGUGUAUUUUCAUAUAUUUUUAUAAUAUUUUAAUCAGUUUUUUAUUGUUUAUGAAAUUUUCUUGGUGGCUUAAUACAGUACUAUGUAAUUGAUAAGUACAAAUUCUACUAUUUCACGCGCAAUUACUGUGUAUAUUUGAAUGUACAAACACAGAAGUUA
Anneissia japonica is the source of this 2358-nucleotide messenger RNA. RefSeq names its product solute carrier organic anion transporter family member 4C1-like. Gene Ontology annotation, biological process: sodium-independent organic anion transport; transmembrane transport. Gene Ontology annotation, cellular component: membrane. Gene Ontology annotation, molecular function: protein binding. The transcript is spliced from 10 exons. NCBI's taxonomy places the organism in Eukaryota, Metazoa, Echinodermata, Crinoidea, Comatulida, Comatulidae. The record is from RefSeq and is a predicted model, not a curated record. The coding region runs from base 148 to 2157 and encodes 669 amino acids.